GACUUCAGUGUCAAAGCUUUGACCCCGAAAAAGCAUAACUGCUGUCAGCCAGCGCCGUUGGCCGCCCGUGCUGUGCAGAGCCUUGCGAUUUCCGGGCCAAGGUGCUGGAGGUAAGGCAAGUGUGCUUGUGUAGUUAGCAUGAAAAGGAAGGACGAGAGACGAGAGGGUGUGAUUGUUUAUGUCACGAUUCUGGUGAGUGAAUUUCUUGGACAAGUGUUAUGCAUUGUGCGUACCCUUGGCCUGCUUGGCUCGACAGAGAGCCUCCUGUUGCGCGGCGACAGUAGGCUGCUUCAUGUCGGACUCAGAUGAGUUCGAGUAUGAGUCGGAUGAUGACCCAUAUGGCGGGGCUGAGGAGGAGGAUGGGGAUGAGGAGGCGAUCCAAAUUGAAAACACUUUCUAUGAGGCCGAUGACAACAAGCAGAACUUUCCGGAGCAGGCACUUGAACAAUUCCAGAGAGUUGUCACUCUCGAAGCGACACGUGGAAGUGAGGUUGUUUGGAGGUUCAAGGCGUUGCAGAACAUUGUGAUUCUUUGUGCUCGAAUUGGGCGGUUCGAUGAAAUGGCAACUCGAUAUCGAGAGCUUUUGAGCUACAUGGACCAGGUCACUCGGAAUGAUGCAUCCGAAGCUAUCAACACGGUGCUCGACUCUGUAUCGUCGGCAAGUGACCUGGCCAAGCUCGAAACUAUUUAUGAGCUAACACUGGACGCUCUAAAAGCAACUGCGAACCAGAGGCUGUGGUUUAGCACAUCAGUGAAGCUUGCCAAGCUUCAUCUCGAAAUGGGUGAUGUGCAGAAGCUGCAAAGACUUGUGAAGGCUUUGCACAGGACGUGCCAAAAGGCUGACGGCACAGACGACGUCAGCAAGGGCUCACACCUGCUGGAAGUGUACGCGUUGGAGAUCCAGAUGUGCACUCUGACCAAGAACUCCAUUCGUAUGAAGGAGAUCUACCCGAAGACCAUCAAUCUCACAUCAGCUAUUGCAGAUCCACGAAACAUUGCAGUCAUCCGAGAAAGUGGUGGGAAGAUGUUCAUGAGCGAGAAGAAGUGGGAGGCGGCAUACAACGAAUUCUUUGAAGCCUUCAAAAAUUAUCAGGAGACUGGUAAUGCCAGCAGAGCCAAGAUUAUGCUCAAGUAUGUGGUACUGGCCAACAUGUUGGCAUUGUCUUCCAUCAAUCCAUUUGACUCUCGAGAAGCCAAGGUGUAUCAAGACGAUCCUGAAAUUAGUGCCAUGGCCUCUCUUCGUUCGGCUUAUGAGCAAAACGACAUCGGCACCAUCGACCAGCUUUUGACCAACCCUUCAUAUCGAAUUUUGUCGGAUGCAUUUAUCCGCACCUACUUGCAGGACCUGCUCCGAAAUAUUCGACUUCAGGUGUUGCAGAACCUCAUCAAGCCCUACCGAUGUGUCAGCUUGGAUUUCUUGGCCAAGGAAAUCAAUGUCACCAGUGAAGAGGUAGUUUCGUUGCUGGUCCAGCUGAUCUUGGACGAGAAGAUUGCUGCGAGGAUAGAUGGCAUCGAGGGCUUCUUGCAAGUCAGCUCUGGUGGUGGCGAGAAGGCAAAGCAAUUUGCAGGCUUGCAAAAGUGGGUGGAUUCGUUCGAGCGCAUCCACAACGGCCUCCAUGGUAAGCUGAACCAGAUGCAACACGGAUGAGUGCUCAAAA
This is a messenger RNA of Durusdinium trenchii, 1658 nucleotides long. NCBI's taxonomy places the organism in Eukaryota, Dinophyceae, Suessiales, Symbiodiniaceae. The record is from the annotation of a GenBank genome assembly.